UGGUAUCAUGAGGAGUUUCCAAACUUCAACAUCUCCAAAAUUCCCUUCUUUCCUCACUGUUUUCUUCUUGUUUCUGUCAACUUCAUAUGCACACAACUUUUUGCUAAGAGGUUCAUCUCUAUCAGUAGAAGAUGAUUCAGACAUCCUUGUCUCACCGGAUAAAACAUUCUCCUGUGGGUUCUAUGGGAUGGGACAAAAUGCUUAUUGGUUCUCUAUUUGGUUCACCAAUUCCAAGGACAGGACUGUGGUUUGGAUGGCCAACAGAGACAGACCUGCCAAUGGCCGGGGCUCAAGAGUUUCUCUACGAGGAGAUGGUGCCAUGGUCUUGUACGAUGUUGAUGGCUCCAUCAUAUGGGAGACUAACACCACCUCCACUGAUGCUAGAAUGGCAGAGCUUCUGGAUACUGGUAACCUUGUUAUUAAAGGCCCUGGUGGUGAAAUUCUAUGGCAAAGCUUUGAUUCUCCAACUGAUACACUUCUUCCAAACCAAUUAUUUACAAAGAGUACAAAGCUGAUUGCUAGAUUACAUGGAGGGUCUUAUGCUUCUGGAUAUUUUAAUUUCUUUUUUGAUAAUGAUAAUGUGCUGAGGUUGAAAUAUGAUGGUCCUGAUAUUUCAAGCAUAUACUGGCCUAUACCUUAUUUGAAAAUGUUCGAAAAUGGUAGAACAAACUAUAAUGGUAGCAGAAUUGCUGUUUAUGAUGAAAUGGGCCAUUUUGUAUCUAGUGAUUGGUUCCAGUUCAUUGCUUCUGACAUGGGUUUGUUAAGGAUCAGAAGGAGGCUAACAAUGGACCAUGAUGGGAAUCUCAGGCUUUAUAGCCUGAACAAUGACACUGGGUUGUGGGUGAUAUCAUGGGAAGCUCUUACUCAGCUUUGUACUGUUCAUGGAGUUUGUGGGAGAAAUGCGAUUUGUGUAAAUACACCAGAGCCCAAGUGUUCAUGCCCUCCUGGCUAUGAGAUCACUGAGCCUGGGAAUUGGAAUAAAGGCUGCAAGCCUUUGUUUAACGAAACUCUUUUCCAGUCACAGCAAGUGAAAUUUGUGGAGUUGCCGCAUGUAGAUUACUUUGGAUUUGAUCUUAAUUUCAUCGAAUCCAUUUCGUUAGACUCCUGCAUGAAGCUCUGCGUGGGGGAUUAUCGGUGUAAAGCUUUUAACUAUAAGCUAACUGGGGAGCGACGUUGUUACACGAAAAGUGAGCUUUUCAACGGUUACCAGUCUCCAAGUUUUGAAGGCAAAAUAUAUCUCAAACUGCCAGUGACUGUUGAGACAUCUCAACUCGCUAUUCUUAAUGGCACUGACCCCAUUUGCCAGUCUGAUGAAUUGGAAACAAUGAUCGGUUCUCCUUCUAUGUAUAACAUCAACACUAAGAGAAUGAGAUGGGUUUAUCUCUAUUCAUUUGCUUCUGCCAUUGGUUUUAUUGAACUUCUCUUUGUAGUCUCAGGUUGGUGGUUUCUUUUCAGAAAGCAUGGUGUGCCAGCUUUGGUGGAAGAUGGAUAUCAAGUGUUAUCAAAUCGAUUUAGGAGGUUUACUUAUGCUGAGCUCAAGAAGGCGACGAAUAAUUUCAAGGAAGAGCUGGGAAGGGGAGGCUCUGGAACUGUAUACAAGGGCAUUUUGACAGAUGAAAGGGUUGUAGCUGUGAAGAGACUGGAAAACAUGUACCAAGGGGAGGAUGUAUUUUGGGCAGAAGUUAGCACAAUUGGAAAAAUCAAUCACAUGAACCUUGUGAGAAUGUGGGGAUUCUGUUCAGAGGGCAAACACAGACUCCUAGUCUAUGAGCUCAUGGAAAAUCAGUCACUGGACAAGCAUCUAUUCUCCCCAAAGUUUCUUGAAUGGAAAGACAGGUUUGAAGUUGCCUUGGGGACAGCUAAGGGUUUGGCUUAUCUUCACCAAGAGUGUCUAGAAUGGAUUAUACAUUGUGAUGUGAAGCCAGGAAAUAUACUUCUGGACAGUGAAUUUGAACCUAAGAUUGCAGAUUUCGGGUUAGCCAAGCUGUCUCAGAGGGGUAGCGAUAGCUCUGUCUUCUCACGAAUUCGAGGAACAAAGGGUUACAUGGCUCCAGAGUGGGCUACAAAUCUUCCCAUCACUGCAAAAGUUGAUGUUUAUAGUUACGGAGUGGUAAUUCUAGAGUUAGUGAAAGGAAUCCCUCUCUCAAAUUGGGGUAUAGAAGGCGGCGAAGAGCAUGAAUCAGAUCUAACAAGGUUUGUCAGAAUGGUGAAAAGCAAAAUUCAGUGCGGAGAGGACUCCUGGAUAGAGGAAAUAGUGGAUCCAAGAUUGAAUGGCCAGUUUAGCAGGAACCAAGCAACAACUAUCGUUCAACUUGGUAUAUCUUGUGUGGAGGAAGAUAGGAACAAGCGACCAACAAUGGAUUUAGCAAUCCAAGCUCUAUUAGAAUGUCAAGAUUAAUCUAAAACCCAGUUUUCUGGUCUGUCAGUAAAAGCAUUCUCGUAUUUUGUAAUUAUCUUUCCUUUCAAGGUUAUGACUCCAACAUAAUUUUCUGUUGCUGGUCAUCAAAUAGCAGUCAUGUUGUGGAAAUCCUACUCGUGCCAUUUUCCUGUCA
Molecule: messenger RNA, 2552 nt
Organism: Populus trichocarpa (black cottonwood)
Lineage: Eukaryota; Viridiplantae; Streptophyta; Magnoliopsida; Malpighiales; Salicaceae
Product: putative receptor protein kinase ZmPK1
Exons: 1
Coding region: 8-2398 (796 amino acids)
Biological process (GO): recognition of pollen; protein phosphorylation
Molecular function (GO): ATP binding; protein serine/threonine kinase activity
Source: RefSeq, a predicted model, not a curated record